Messenger RNA from Solea senegalensis (Senegalese sole), 1269 nucleotides. It is a transcript of the gene mrpl1, whose product is annotated as mitochondrial ribosomal protein L1. Bases 139 to 1149 code for a protein of 336 amino acids. The record is from RefSeq and is a predicted model, not a curated record. The transcript is spliced from 9 exons. Lineage: Eukaryota; Metazoa; Chordata; Actinopteri; Pleuronectiformes; Soleidae.
UUCAUAUAUACAAUCUCAUAUUUAUGCGAGUUUCAUGUUCUUCCAGAAAGAGAGUUUAACUUGAGAUUAUAGGUUUUCUCUUCCGGAACCUUCCAGAACGUAUCGCUGUUGCCGCACGGGCCACAGUUGUUCCCAGACAUGGCAACUUGCACGCGGACAGUGUGGAAAGUUUUAGCAGGAUGUCAGCGGCAGCUGCUCAGUGCUGGUGGUCCGUCCUUCAUCAACGUCCCACAAACACAGAGGAAUCUCCCUGUCAGGACGUUUGCAGUUGCCAGGACUUUCCAAAAGAAAGACAAGAAAAAAGAGGAGGAAGAGAAGAGCAAAGAGAAGAAGGUGAAGAAAGAGAAGGUUGUCCUGGACGACAGUCAGAGACAUAAACCGUAUGGAAAGACGGCGUGGGCGCCUGUGGACGACGUUUACGUCCGUAGGUUUUACCCCAGGACCACGUACGACGCAGCGGACGCCAUCGACCUGCUGAAGAACUUCCAGGUUCUGGACUUCACUCCUCCCACGCAGCCCGUUUACAUCGACCUGAAGCUCAACAUGAAGCUGGAGAAAAAGAAAAGAGUGGACCAGUUCACCAGCACCAUUCUUUUACCGUUCCCCUUCACCACAGAGACGAGCAGAGUUGUGCUCUUCACUGAGGAUGAAAAUCAGGUGAAAGUGGCGAAGGAGAACGGAGCUGAUGUAGUAGGAGGAGUGGAGCUCAUUCAGCAGAUCUUAGACGAUGAGAUUUCAGCCGACUUCUACGUCGCAGUUCCUGAAAUGUUGCCCAAACUUUUGCCGUUGAAAAACAAACUGAGGAAACUGUUUCCAAAGAGCAAGAGAGGCUCCGUCGGCAACAACAUCCCUAAGAUGCUGCAGUUGUUUAGAACAGGUCAUGAGUACAUGGUGGAGAGUGAGUGUUACGUCAGGACACAGAUCGCCACGUUGGACAUGUCCAGAGGACAGAUCUUUGCAAACCUGCAGAAAAUCCUGGAGGAUGUUUGUUCUCACCGACCGGCAAACAUGGGUCCUUUCAUAGAGCGAGCGAUCGUGGCGAGUCACACCAGUGAAUCUCUGUGGUUCAAGAGUGAAGAUGUUUUACAAAAACCAGAGACCAAGACAGGAGGAGAAGUGAAGGUGGAGGAGGAGACAGAGGAGGAGUGAAGGAGGAGUGAAGGAGUAUGUUAGAGUUUGUGUAAAUAAAGUGUUUUCUUGUGACGUCUGACUUUUGUUGUUUGUAAUUUUUCUCUUAGAAUAAAGUUGUUUAUUAAUCAUCACAAACCA